Labrus mixtus (cuckoo wrasse) is the source of this 1593-nucleotide messenger RNA. RefSeq names its product reticulon 4 interacting protein 1 (gene rtn4ip1). The transcript has 9 exons. NCBI's taxonomy places the organism in Eukaryota, Metazoa, Chordata, Actinopteri, Labriformes, Labridae. Gene Ontology annotation, molecular function: oxidoreductase activity. Gene Ontology annotation, cellular component: mitochondrion. The record is from RefSeq and is a predicted model, not a curated record. The coding region runs from base 290 to 1498 and encodes 402 amino acids.
ACGUUCCCCGAGAAGGCGCCGGUCCAGGAAGUGGCAUGCAAAGGAAGAGGACAUGGAUUAAAAAAUGUCCUUAAUUCGGGAAAUAUUGCGGUUAAUUAUAUAAAUACGUAGACGUGGUUGUAUAAGAAGGACAUGUCUCCAAUUAGAAGGCGGUUCUGGCUUUUAAAUAAUUAAAAUAAGUUGAUAAUUUCGCUCUGUGUUUCUGGUUCGCGUGUAACAGGGACUGUUUAUCUCUGCUGAAAUACAGCUGAUCCUUUUUGACUUUCUUGAAGCACUCAGGAGUUGUAAGAUGAGUUGUGUUGGUCACUUCAUGUACAGUAGGUGUUUGUUUCACCUCAGUAAAGUGAAAACAUCGGUGUCCUGGAGAGGCAGCCAAAAAAGACUGUUUAGCUGUACAGAAACCUGCAGGACUGUCAUGCCUGCCUGGGUUAUAGAUAAAUAUGGAGGCAAUGAUGUGCUAAGAUUCACUAAAAAUGCCAGCUUCCCCAUAAUCAACUACCCCAAUGAGGUCAUAGUCAAAGUGUUUGCAGCAGGACUGAACCCACUGGACGUCAGCAUGAGAGGUGGUUAUGGCGCUGCGACACUGACUAUGAAGAGAGACCCUCUGAACAUCAAACAGUCCGGCAGUGAGUUUCCUCUCAUCCUGGGUCGGGACGUUUCUGGGGUCAUCAUGGAGUGUGGCCUGGAUGUGAAGUACUUCAGAGAAAGGGAUGAGGUGUGGGCUGCUAUUCCACCGUGGAAGCAGGGCAGCCUGUCGGAGUUUGUGGUGCUGAGUGCUAACGAGGUGUCCCUCAAACCACAGUCUCUGAGCCACACCGAGGCAGCCUCCAUCCCCUACGUGGCCACCACCGCCUGGUCCGCACUCGUUAACACCGGCGGGCUCAGCAAGGACAACUGUGCCAAGAAACGGAUUCUGAUCCUCGGAGGAUCUGGGGGAGUGGGAACAUUUGCUAUACAGAUGCUGAAGGCCUGGGGAGCCCAUUUAACUGUUACCUGCUCCCAGAAUGCCGAGCGGUUCGUUCGGGGCCUAGGGGCAGACCAUGUGGUGGAUUACACUGCUGGACCUGUGGAGGAGCCGCUCAGAGCUCUGGAGAAAUUCGACCUGAUCCUGGAUAACGUCGGCGGGGACACGGAGCGCUGGGCGCUGAAUCUGCUGAAGCCGUGGAGCGGAGCCAAAUAUGUCACCCUUGUAACACCGUUCCUACAGAACACAGACAUGCUGGGCAUCGCCGAUGGCAUGCUGCAGACUGCUGCAACUAUGGCCACCAAAGCUGUCAAGCACCUCGUCAGAGGAGUUCACUACCGCUGGGGAUUCUUUGCACCCAGUGGUCCUGCACUGGAUGAAAUAAGGGCGAUGGUGGAUGCAGGACAGAUCCGGUCCGUGCUGGAUGAGACCUUCAGCUUCUCGCAGGUCCCUCAGGCCUUGGAGAAGGUGGAGAAGGGUCACGCUCGAGGAAAGACUGUGGUCCAGAUCAGCAAAGGAGGAGGCGACUUAUAGCACUGACUCUAUGAGAGACAUUUUUGAAAUGAACUCAAUGAAACAAAGACUAGAAUUUAAAGGUAUGCGGUUUGGAAACAAGAUACAAAUUUACU